UGUAAUGAGGGCACUGCACUUACGUCGCUGUUAAUGAGAGGUCAUUCGGCUCAACUGAGAUACGGGUGCGUGGCGAUACUGCUGUUGGUUGUCACGUUCCUGCGCUGUCCGAGGUGCUGACGGCUGCGGGGGAAUUCGGCGCCCGACAGUGACGCCACCGUCAGUCCUCACGCAAGCAGGACAUAGUUAACUUCUGUGAGACAGACCGGCAUGAGUCAAGCCAUGACUCACAGGCUUAGAGGGAGAGUCUCAUGUGAUCUGGAGCUGGCGAGAUGAUGAUGAGGAGGAUGAUGAUGAUGAUGAUGAUUGUGGCUCCAUUGCCUCGCUGACAUCUUUGUGGCUCUUUCGGGAGGACUUUGAGCGGAAUGGACGAGCACCGGUGACAUCAGCGGGCACACUUCAGCGCCAUGGCGCACUCUUCUGGCUCCGCCCCUCGGAGGCCGGCAAACUCCUCCCAGGGGGCACACGCAGCCCCGCCCACAGUGGUGCGCAAGCAGCAGCAGCAGCUGCGGAAUCGCCGUGGCGAUCCCUCGGCCUCCCCCAUGGGUCGUGUCAUUUUGAUCAACACCCCCGAGGAGGGCGGUUCGGAGAGCGAGGACAUCCACACCAUAACGGUGGAUAAGAGCACCGAUGGCCGGUUGGGCUUCAGCGUGAGGGGCGGCUCGGAACACGGCCUCAGCAUCUUCGUCAGCAAGGUGGAGGACAACAGCUCUGCAGUGCAUGCGGGGCUGCAUGUGGGGGAUAAGCUGGUGGAGGUGAACGGCGUGAGCCUGGAGAACAUCACCAUGGGCAGUGCGGUGAAGGUUCUCACGGGGAACCAGCGGCUCCGUAUGGUGGUGCGGCGCGUGGGGAAGGUGCCCGGCAUCCGCUACUCUAAGGAGAAGACCACGUGGGUGGAUCUGAUCCACCGACGCAUGGUGGUAGAGGAGGUCGGAGCGACUCCCUCUGAGUCCAGCAGUGACAGCGCCCUCCGCAGGAUAGUGCACCUCUACACCACCUCCGACGACAGCUGCCUCGGCUUCAACAUCCGCGGAGGGAAGGAGUUCGGCCUCGGCAUCUACAUCUCAAAGCUGGACCCUGGUGGUUUGGCGGAGCAGAAUGGCAUUAAGAUGGGGGAUCAGAUCCUGGCAGCCAACGGCGUCAGCUUCCAGGACAUCAGCCACAGCCAGGCCGUCGAGGUGCUCAAGAGCCACACACACAUCAUGCUCACCAUCAAGGAAGCUGGGAGAUAUCCGGCCUAUAAGGAGAUGGUGGCAGAGUACAGUUGGCUCAAUCAGUCCCGCCAGUCGUCCCCCCAGGGUUCCGACUCGAUGUCCACGGCGUCCUCCCUCUCCUCCGGCACCCCCCUCAGCUCCCUCAGUGGUCUCUCCCAGAUGCUGCUGGCGCCAGCAGGGGAGAUGGUGGAAGCAUCCAUGCAGACGGACGCCGCGGGGGGGUCCAGCAGCCGCUCCCGGGGGGCCGUGGAGCUCCUGCAGGACACGUUGAUUGGAGGGGGAGGCCGGGGGGGCGAGUCCAGGAAGAACUCCCUCCUGAUGGCCCUCAGCCGACCCAGCCCUCCAAUCAGACGCACGCAGAGUCACAUGACCGUGACAGAGGACACGCAGAAGCAGAAGAAGAAGAAGCAGGAGAGGGAGCCGGGACCGGAGGAGAGCAGCAGCACCCUCCAGCGCUCCAAGACCUUUGUCAACCGGCUGUUCGGCGGCAUACGCCGGAGAGACACCACUAGGGGGCGCUCCAAGUCCCCCACAGGCAAGGAUAAACCAGCUCGUCGCGUCCCUGAUGCUGAGGCUCUGGCAGCGUUGGCGGCGGUGGAGGACAUGUCAUGGAGGUUACUCGGGGAGGACGAGGUGGCCGCCAUCAUGACUCUCUGUGGGAGGUAUUUGACAGAUGGUAUUGUGGAGAACUUAGUGCACCAUCUGCUGGCCAUCCUGGACCGUCCGGAGAAGCUGCUUUUACUGCGGGAGGUCAGGCUGCUGAUCCCCGUGACUGAUCUGGAGCUGUUCGACAGUCUGGUGGCUCCCUUCGAGCAGGAGGCCUAUGAGAUUCUCAAGUCCCGCUCACUGCGCUCCCCUCCUCUGCGCUCCCCUCUGUGUGGUCGGACGCCACGACGCCACCUCAUCACUCCUGUUCCAGAUUUCCAUGGUGGUUUUGAGCUGCAGAGCGCAGAGGAUGUGGAGAGGGAAAACCAGCUGCUGGAGGAGCUGGACAGGAUGAGACUCUCUCAGACGCCGGAGCCUCUGGACUACCCCCUGACCACCAAAGCUUUCACCCCCCUCCUGGACAUCCCCGUGGACUACCACUACGCCGUGGCCCCCACCGUACGCAGCCAAGCCAGGCCUGCCCUCCCCAACUGGCUGCUGGCCGAGAGCACCACCCCCCGCCUGCUGGAGAAUGGUUCAGUCCAGCCCAUUCAUUUUGAUUGGGAGAAGGGUCGUACCAACACAGAGAGGGGGAGGUUGCCGUUCAGGACCGGGAAAAAGGAUAAGAUUAAAGAGGAGGAGGAGGAGCCGGUGUUUACGGUGGGGGGCACUCCGGGGUACAGGAGGCCGCCACUCUCACAGGUGUUCGGGGUUCAGGCGGGCUCGGGCUCGGACUCAACGGCGCCCCCUGUGGUUCAGGUGGGAGAGAGGCAGCUGAACGGGCAGCAGAGACGGGGUCAGAAUGGCGCAGGGCAUGAAAAGGACUACAAGUUCACCACAGUCUACAUCUCCAAGACCAAACAGUCCUUAGGGAUCAGUGUCUCUGGAGGGGUCGAGUCCAAGGUGCAGCCAGUGGUGAAGAUCGAGAAGAUUUUCCCAGGAGGAGCAGCGUCCACCAGUGAGGUCCUCAGGGCUGGUUAUGAGCUGGUGUCGGUGGACGGCGUGUCUCUGAAGGGCGUGACCCAUCUACAAGCGGUGGACAUCAUCCGGCAGGCCUUCAGCCACAAGGCCAAGGACCCUAUGGAGCUGGUGGUCAAAGUCCCCAAGGCCCCCUGACCUGCAGCCUGGGCAGGGACACACCAACUGUUGGGCCCUCCACCCAGGACAGACCAGGUCACGGACGACUGGGGACCACGGCGGCCCAAGCGAAAUGGAGAAAGGCGCGGAGAAGAAAAAGCACUGGCUUGAGAACGGCAUGUUGGGUCUCUAGGAAAAGUGAGGGAGUGGAGAGAAAAAAAGAGGCAAGUGUUUUCAAACGACGUCGUGAAGGCAGUGUAUAUGAAGAAGAAGGCCGUGACGUCUUUGUUGACGUGCGUGUGUCAAAGAUGGGCGUAACGCCUUUGUUGACGUUGAGUGUGUCAAAGAUGGUGCAGCACCGUAAGAGCCCACGCAGAGCUUUGGGGGGGUUUAGGACGAGAGCCUCACGAGACGAAGACCUGACAGAGGGAAAUCGCUGGAGACGGCUGGAGAGAGCAGAGGCCUUUCUCCGUCAGCCGUGUCUCACACUGAAGUCAAGACGAGCACAAACUCAAGUCAAGACGAGCGCAGUGUCAACACGGACUAGUUGUUUCUACUGUCCAUCAGUGUGACGGUGAACAUGCCAGGACGAUGGCUCUACUGUGAACUGUGACAAAGGAGUCAGAAAAAGAUGGAGAAAUAUUCUGAGGACUGUUCUUAACCAAUACUAAUGAAAGAGUAACAAACACACACAGACAACCGGUCUUCUUUAAUUAAUACAUGCAGUAACCAUUAAAUGCAAGAAGCAACUAGUAGCCGAAUGCCAUUGAUUCUCUUCAAACAGGUCAAAGAUGAGGGGGCGAGAGAGAGAGAUGGAGAGAGAUGGAGAAAUAGAACAAAUACAUUACAUUUCUGCACAUAUUACAUAGUUCAUUAAAACAAUAACUCUGCAGUCUGCUGUAUUUAUGCAAUGUUUUUUUUUUAUUAAAACAAAAAUUUGGUUGGUAGAAGAAAUUUACAACAUGAAAAAUAUACAUUAUAAUGACUUCGUACAAAUACUGUGAAUAAAAAAAUUAUAAUAUAAA
This is a messenger RNA of Clupea harengus (Atlantic herring), 3961 nucleotides long. Its product is annotated as PDZ domain-containing protein 7. Gene Ontology annotation, cellular component: stereocilia ankle link complex; stereocilium tip; plasma membrane. Lineage: Eukaryota; Metazoa; Chordata; Actinopteri; Clupeiformes; Clupeidae. The transcript is spliced from 18 exons. Gene Ontology annotation, biological process: auditory receptor cell stereocilium organization; sensory perception of sound. The coding region runs from base 408 to 2975 and encodes 855 amino acids. Gene Ontology annotation, molecular function: protein binding. The record is from RefSeq and is a predicted model, not a curated record.